CUUUCUUCCCAAUACCCAUAUCGAUGUGGAUAAGAUCUCCAUCUCUCUGUCUGAGUUUAUCAGUUUUUUUCUUAUACUUUUAUCCACGUCCAAACUGGAUAGGUGUGAUAGGACAGAGGAGAAGACAGUGAGUAAAUACAAUCGUCGGCCCAUCCCUAUUCCAUCUUGCGACAGAGAAGUUUAGAGGUUUCUGCAGAGAGCGAGCAAGUGAGAGAGGUUUAGUUCAGUGCAGAGAGCUAACGAGUGGGGGAAGAUGGGAAAAGGCGGAGAUGGAGGAGAGGAGAACAUGGCAGCAUGGCUGGUUGGCAUUAACACUCUAAAGAUUCAACCUUUCAAGCUCCCAUCAGUCGGCCCUCAUCAGGUUCGGGUUCGAAUGAAGGCUGUUGGAAUUUGUGGCAGUGAUGUCCAUUAUUUAAAGGCAAUGAGGUGUGCUCAUUUUAUUGUCAAAGAACCCAUGGUGAUUGGACAUGAGUGUGCUGGGGUUAUUGAAGAGGUAGGAAGUGAAGUGAAGUCUCUUGUUGUGGGUGACCGAGUGGCUUUAGAACCUGGGAUCAGUUGCGGACGUUGCAGGCAUUGUAAGGGCGGGCGGUACAACCUAUGUGUUGACAUGAAAUUCUUUGCCACCCCACCUGUUCAUGGUUCUCUUGCUAAUCAGGUGGUGCAUCCUGCUGAUCUGUGUUUUAAACUUCCUGAAGAUGUGAGCUUGGAAGAAGGAGCCAUGUGUGAGCCCCUUAGUGUUGGGGUACAUGCUUGCAGGAGAGCUAAUGUUGGCCCAGAGACUAAUGUGCUCAUCAUGGGAGCUGGACCUAUAGGAUUAGUCACAAUGCUUGCUGCUCGUGCCUUCGGAGCCCCCAGAAUUAUUAUAGUUGAUGUUGACGAAUACCGCCUUUCGGUCGCAAAAUCUCUUGGUGCGGAUGACUUUGUUAAGGUUUCCACAAACAUUCAGGAUUUGGAUGAUGAGGUCCAUCAAAUACAGAAAGUUAUGGGAUCUGACAUUGAUACGGCCUUCGAUUGUGUUGGCUUCAGCAAAACAAUGUCGACUGCUCUAAAUUCUACUCGUCUUGGUGGCAAAGUUUGUCUUAUUGGUAUGGGCCACGAUCAGAUGACUCUUCCUCUCACUUCUGCAUCAGCCAGAGAAGUUGACAUUGUUAGUUUGUUUCGCUACAAGGACACUUGGCCCCUCUGUAUUGAGUUCCUGAGAUCAGGGAAGAUUGAUGUGAAACCUUUGAUCACGCAUCGGUUCGGGUUCUCUCAGAAGGAGGUUGAAGAAGCAUUUGAAGUCAGCGCUCGAGGCGGCAAUGCGAUCAAAGUCAUGUUCAACCUGUAGUCUCUGUUCUUCUGGACUUUUUAUUGUGUGUGGAUAUCGGAUGGAGAGAACUGUCCGGUUUUCUCUCUGUCUACAGUAAUUGUGCUUUGACUGUCUUUUACUAUACAUAGAGAGAAAAAUUGGAUGGUUCUCUCCGUCCGGUGUCCGCACACAAUAAUCUCUAGACUGGUCCUAUCCUAUCAUGUAUGAGAGCUUUGUGAGUGAAGCAUAGUGCCUAAUUUCUGCUCUUUCCUUCUUUUAUUUAUGAGAACAUAUGGCAUGCUGCAAUCCAGAUUUCCUCAUUUUGGUGAAUUUUCUUCGUUGGCUUGAAUAAACUGCAGACCUUGUAAAGAAAACACUGCUGCAUGGCUUGAAAAUGCAAUGCUUUUGAUUUAUGACUGGUA
This is a messenger RNA of Dendrobium catenatum, 1710 nucleotides long. RefSeq names its product sorbitol dehydrogenase. The coding region runs from base 254 to 1327 and encodes 357 amino acids. The transcript is spliced from 6 exons. NCBI's taxonomy places the organism in Eukaryota, Viridiplantae, Streptophyta, Magnoliopsida, Asparagales, Orchidaceae. Gene Ontology annotation, molecular function: zinc ion binding; oxidoreductase activity, acting on the CH-OH group of donors, NAD or NADP as acceptor. The record is from RefSeq and is a predicted model, not a curated record.